Odobenus rosmarus divergens (Pacific walrus) is the source of this 4419-nucleotide messenger RNA. It is a transcript of the gene SEMA4G, whose product is annotated as sema domain, immunoglobulin domain (Ig), transmembrane domain (TM) and short cytoplasmic domain, (semaphorin) 4G. The coding region runs from base 424 to 2946 and encodes 840 amino acids. The transcript has 15 exons. The record is from RefSeq and is a predicted model, not a curated record. Gene Ontology annotation, molecular function: chemorepellent activity; semaphorin receptor binding. Lineage: Eukaryota; Metazoa; Chordata; Mammalia; Carnivora; Odobenidae. Gene Ontology annotation, biological process: negative chemotaxis; semaphorin-plexin signaling pathway; positive regulation of cell migration.
AGCUGGUGCUGUGGGGCCGCGGAGCAGCGCGUCGCCGUCUCUAUGGCCAGGGAUCCGAGCGCGAAGAAAACAGACCUCAGAGAACCAGGACUAGUCCUUCUGUCGGGGCAGGGUGACCCCAUCAGUGACCUACAACCCCUGUAUGACCCUACAACUCCCUCCCACCAUGGAGUUUGUAUUUGAUGCAGAAAGGCAAUGUGUGAUCCAUCCCUCCCUCUGACCUCUAACCUGGGAUUCCAUGGCCACACAACCCUGUGAUUCCAUGUCCCCUCGAUUCCAGGACCCUCCCUGGCCCCAUGACCCCUGACCUUCCAAGUGACCUCUCUGGACCUUGACCCCCGUGACUGUUCUUCCCAUCAUCCCCUGUGACUCUGGCCCUGGCUCCCCUUGGGGGGUCUUACUGGUCUGGGCCUCCCAAGGAAAAUGUGGGGGAGGCUCUGGCCCCUCUUCCUGAGCUUCCUCACAGCAACUGCAGUCCCUGGACCCUCACUGCGGAGGCCAUCCAGAGAACUAGAUGCCACCCCACGGAUGACCAUCCCCUAUGAAGAGCUCUCCAGGACCCGGCACUUCAAGGGUCAAGCCCAGAACUACUCAACACUGCUACUGGAGGAAUCCUCCGCAAGACUGCUGGUUGGAGCCCGAGGUGCCCUGUACUCUCUCAAUGCCCGUGACAUAGGAGAUGGGGCUCACAAAGAGAUCCGCUGGGAGGCCUCCCCAGAGAUGCAAAGCAGAUGUCAUCAGAAGGGGAAAAACAACCAGACGGAGUGCUUCAACCACGUGCGAUUCUUUCAGCGGCUCAACACCACCCACUUCUACGCAUGUGGGACUCAUGCCUUCCAGCCCCUCUGUGCAGCCAUUGAUGCUGAGGCCUUCACCUUGCCAACAAGCUUUGAAGAGGGGAAGGAGAAGUGUCCUUACGACCCAGCCCGUGGCUUCACAGGCCUCAUCAUUGAUGGAGGCCUCUACACAGCCACACGGUAUGAAUUCCGGAGCAUCCCUGACAUCCGCCGGAGCCGCCACCCACACGCCCUGAGGACUGAGGAGGCACCGAUGCACUGGCUCAACGAUGCUGAGUUUGUCUUCUCUGUCCUGGUGCGAGAGAGCGAGGCCAGCGCAGUGGGUGAUGACGACAAGGUUUACUACUUCUUCACGGAGCGUGCCACUGACGAGGUCCCCAACAGCUUUGCUCAGAGCCGCAACAGCCACCGUGUAGCCCGUGUGGCCCGUGUGUGCAAGGGAGACCUGGGAGGAAAGAAGAUCUUGCAGAAGAAGUGGACCUCCUUCCUAAAGGCGCGUCUCAUUUGCCACAUACCCCAGUAUGAGAUGCUACGUGCUGUCUGCAGCCUGGACACUGACACCUCAGCCCGCACGCACUUUUAUGCGGCCUUCACGCUGACCACACAGUGGAAGACCCUAGAGGCCUCAGCCAUCUGCCGCUAUGACCUGGCCGAGGUGCAGGCUGUCUUCGCAGGUCCCUACAUGGAAUACCAGGAUGGUGCCCGGCGCUGGGGCCGCUAUGAGGGUGGGGUGCCGGAGCCCCGGCCUGGCUCAUGCAUCACAGAUUCAUUGCGCACCCGAGGCUACAACUCAUCCCAGGAUUUGCCAUCCCUGGUCCUGGACUUUGUGAAGUUGCACCCACUGAUGGCCCGGCCCGUGCUGCCCACACGCGGACGGCCCCUGCUGCUCAAGCGCAGUGUGCGCUACACGCACCUCACGGGGACACCUGUCACCACGCCGGCCGGGCCCACCUAUGACCUGCUCUUCCUGGGCACAGUCGAUGGCUGGAUCCACAAGGCCGUGGUGCUGGGCUCUGGGAUGCACAUUAUCGAAGAGACGCAAGUGUUCAAGGAGCCCCAGUCUGUGGAAAAUCUGGUCAUCUCUCCAAUGCAGCAUAGCCUCUAUGUGGGGGCCCCUAGUGGAGUCAUCCAGCUACCACUGUCUAGCUGCUCCCGCUACCGCUCCUGCUAUGACUGCAUCCUGGCCCGGGACCCCUACUGUGGCUGGGACCCCAGCACCCAUGCCUGCACCAUAUUCAGCAGGUCCCAGGGGAGCAGGACAGCCCUGAUACAGGACAUGGAGAGAGGCAACCGAGGCUGUGAAGGCAACAGGGACACAGGGCCACCACCACCACUGAAAACCCGCUCUGUGCUCCGAGGGGAUGAUGUCCUCCUGCCCUGUGACCAGCCAUCCAACCUGGCCCGGGCCUUGUGGUUGCUCAAUGGGAGCAUGGGCCUGAGUGAUGGGCAGCAUGGCUACCGCGUGGGCGUGGAUGGGCUGCUGGUGACAGACAUACAGCCUGAGCACAGUGGCAACUAUGGCUGUUAUGCUGAGGAGAAUGGCCUCCGCACCCUGCUGGCCUCCUACAGCCUCACAGUCCGGCCAGCCACUCCUGCCCCAGCUCCACAAGCUCCUGCCAUGCCUGGGGCACAGCUGGCCCCUGACGUGAGGCUGCUCUAUGUGCUAGCCAUCGCUGCACUUGGCGGCCUCUGCCUCAUCCUAGCUUCCUCCCUCCUCUAUGUGGCCUGUCUUCAGGGAGGCAGACGAGGCCGUCGAAGGAAAUACUCUCUGGGUCGGGCUGGCCGGGCAGGGGGCUCUGCUGUGCAGUUGCAGACUGUUUCAGGCCAGUGUCCUGGAGAGGAAGAUGAGGGUGAUGAUGGGGAGGGGCCUGGGGGACUGGAAGGUGGCUGCCUCCAGAUCAUCCCUGGGGAGGCAGCCCCAGCCCCACCGCCUCCACCACCCCCACCCCCACCAGCUGAGCUGACCAAUGGGCUGGUGGCUCUGCCCAGCCGGCUGCGCAGGAUGAACGGCAACAGCUACGUGCUCCUGAGACAGAGCAACAAUGGAGCGCCAGCAGGGCCCUGCUCAUUUGCCGAGGAGCUCAGCCGCAUCCUGGAGAAGAGGAAACACACGCAGCUCGUGGAGCACCUGGAUGAGAGCUCUGUCUGAGCCCAGCCUCCUAGGACAAAUGCUCUUCCAAGCCAGCCUGUCUGCCCCAGGCUGGGCUGCUGCUUCCCCAACACAGCCACUCUACCUUCACCGCCCCCUCAACUCCAGGCCCUUCUCCCAACUUUUUGAUGUCCCUGUAGGGCUGGCAGAGUCAAGCCCAGCCAAAGCCCCCUCCUCAGUCUCCACAGACCCAUCUGUGAGCAGCCCAGGCCAACCGGUGCUCCUCAGAGGUGGGUACUCCCUCGGGACCUGGUGUUCUGUAGACCCAGUCCCAAUUCCUAUUCCCUUAACCCAAGCACUCGGGAGGAGAGGAUGCCAUCCUCCUGCCCCAUUUGUCUGCUCAAACCCUUCCUCUUUCUCCCAGGCAGGGCUCUGCAGGUCCAGAUGACCUCAAUGUCACCACCCUCGCAUGGCCCUAUGUGCUGGACGGUCCCGAAACCAGACGAGACCUCUGCCAGCCACCAGAGCCACCUGAGCCCUGCGUACAUUCACACAUGCACAUGGAUGAAUGUCUGUCAGCUGGGCUGCAGGGCCCCCACCCCCAUCUCCUGGUGCAUUCUUGUGUUUCAUUUCUGCUGGACUUUGGGUACCCUUCCAAUUGCCACAUCCCAUCCUAUCUAGUCCUCUCCCCUAGUUCCAGCCCCAUGUGGUGACCUCUUUGGCAAGAGCUUGGGAACAGGCCAGCCUGGGGAGGUAAGACUGUAAGACUGUGUCAUUCCCCUCUUCUUCCUUAAUGUGCAGCCCUCGUGAGUCAGCCCCCCCACCCCCUUGGUCACUUUCAAGAGUGACAGACAGAGCCCCAGGCAUGUCCCUUCACGCACAUGUGCUUACAUUUCCACAUGCAUUUCUGAGCCUCCCUUUGCUGCCUCGAACCUGUGUCUGUUGGGUUUGGUCCACGGACGUUUCAGAGGGAGAGCCCUCUCCUGUUCAGCUGUCCUCUCAGACGUUUCCCUAGGACGGGUGACCAACACUGCAAUGAGCCAGCCUCCCUUUUGGGGACCAAGCAUUUGCUACCCCUAGACCAGAGCAGGGGGAGGAGAUCUGAUGUGUCUCACCUGGCACAUGAAGCCCGUUCUUGGAACUAUGCAAAGGGCAGAGGCUGGGAGUUUGGAUGCUUGGCUCCCAUCCCUGUCCUACCUCACCGGGGCACUUUCAGGGUCCAGGGGCCUCUAAGGUCUCCAGGCCCAUAUGGGACAAUCAAAUCCUGACUGAGCUCCCCCGUUCCCCUUGGGUGAGGAUGACUGUUAUUUUUGUAGCUGAGAACGUGGAAUCCCCACAGAUUUUUACUGCCCUUCACCCAAUCUCUCCCACCUCCACCCCACAAUGAAUGUAUUUAUUGUGAGAACGGCUAUACUUCUUUAGGAAUGCCCCCACUCACCACCCAGGUGGGCAGAACAGGCAUGUGACAGAGUGGGGAGCCUGGGCUCAGCUCCUCCCCCUCCUGUUGGUUAAUAAAUACCCUCUCUCCCCACA